UCCGAAUUCCCUGUGAGAUCCAUGAGAUGCACGACGAUCCUGACGAUGAGGAGACGAGGGCACACACUGCACGACGGGCGGCGGACCAGGUGGACAGGGAGAUGCUGGGGGGAGAGGAGGAGUUUUGGGGCCCAUUCGGGGAGGUCGCUUCCACGGGCAGCACAGAGGCGCGGGCGACGACCCACUCCGACGAGGCGGGAGUCGUCCAUGCCGCCACCUCCUGCUCCGAGUCCUGCACAACCAUCGCCCGUCUCACCACUUCAGCCGGCCAUGGCAACGGUAGACAGGGAGGAGUUGGGGUCCUCUUUGCCUCAGCGCGGACUUCUCCACAGAGGCGGGGCAGUCCGCCAGCUGAGGUUACAAUCACCUUCCCCAGGGAUAUUGCAGGAGGAGGAGGCACCGUCGGCAGCAGCAGUGGAGGGGGGGAUGGCACCAGCGGCGGUGGCGGAUGCGACGGUAGCAGCCGCGGUGGACGAGAUAGCAUCAGCAGUGCUGGAGGAGAUGGCAGCAUCAUUGGUGGACGAGGAGGCACCGGCGGCAGGAGGAGCGGCAGCAGUGGAGGGGCAGGUGGCACCGUCGGCAGCUGCUGUGGAGGGGGGGUGGCAGGACCAGUGGAGGACGAGAUAGCCGCACAGGCAGAGGUGCAGCGUGGGGGCGAUGAUGAGCCGCAUGAGCACCUCAUGCAGCAGUUCCUCACGAAGGAGCUCGAUCCGGUCAUAGCUGCACUCGACAUCAUGGAGCGAGAGAGGACUCGACUUCUGGCAUCAAGUAACCCGUGUGCUCAGGCGUUCACACGGGUCUUAGAGGAGGCCAGGCUUCGAGAGACAGGGGGGAAUGGUGUGCAGGGUGGGGUGGUGGCGGGGGAGGAUGUUGCGGAGGGAGUGGCAGCAGAGGCGGAUGAUGAGGCUAUGCCGGGUGGACUAGAGGCAGCGGAUGUUGCUGUGGAGGGACGACCACAGGCGGAGGAUGAGGUUGUGCAGGCACGACAGCGGCGAGACGAGGGGACCAUAGACGCACGACGCGUUGUCCAGGAGACAGCGACGGGUCCAGUCGUUCCGUUCUCGGGCCUGCACUUGGCCCAGGGCCGACAGUCGCAGGCAGUUCAGAUGGCAGUUCAUGGUGUGCCACCGCUUGUUGUCACGGAUUUGGGUUCCGAGCCACUGGCUGUACCCCCACGUCUUCCGAGUCACUUUGCUCCGCAGGACGUCCGUCUUCCUUUGGAUGCAGAGGAGUUGGCGAGACAGGCUGUGCGCGAUGUUACUCGAUUGGACCGGUGGAUCUUCGACCGGAGGCCUGAGCAUCCAGCAUGGCAAGCGAUCCCUUCGAUUCCAUGGGGUCCUGCGUCGCACGUGUGGUGUGGGUCUACCUCCACCGGAGGACAUACCGAUGUCGCGCCCCCACCGUUCCAGGGCCUAGCUUGAUGUCCCUCGCCGGGCCGAGUGCGGUGGGUUGGUGGACUGGCAAGCUGUCACGCAGGAUUUUGGAGAAUUUUAGGAAAAAUUGGAAGUGAAAUCACAAGCAGCCUUUGUCACACAGUCUAGUAGUCAAGGUUAUCCCUCCUGCCAGCGGUGACACGGCUUAGAGUGAGGCGUUCGGUUUUAUCUCAUGCACCUGACGCCGUAUAAAGGUCAGACUCAAGGUCACCGGAGUCCCUAUUAUCUAGGAGUCCUUCAAGUAGCCUUGAGUGUAACCUGAUGUGGAGUGAUAAAUAACUUUUUAUCUC
Messenger RNA from Chara braunii, 1723 nucleotides. Lineage: Eukaryota; Viridiplantae; Streptophyta; Charophyceae; Charales; Characeae. The record is from the annotation of a GenBank genome assembly.